UUUUCUAGAAUGAGGAUUAGGAAAUUGCUGUUCCUGAUUGUUCUGCAAGGAAUCUGUAUAAGAGCAAGAUCUAGCAGAAGUGAAAACACCCAUAAUGUGCCAAAGUUUGGAAGACAAUUUCUCAGUAGAUACUCCCUACCAGAAUUAGGUGAAAGUGUGUGUACUGUUACGGAAGAAGUGGUUUCUUUGCAACAGAACUGCGUUGACUGUUUGAAAAAUGUCAGCAGUGUUCUACUUACUGAAGAGGGCAGCAGAAUGUACAUAGGAGCUAAAUCUUUGUUGCUUUCUGUGGACAUGGACAAAUGUGAAACAACUAGCACUUUACCGUGGAUGGGUGAAGCUAGCAGCAUGAACUGUGAAACACAGUGGGAGUGUGGAAACUUCAUCACCAGGAUCCUGGAUCUGGAGGGGACUAAUCUGGUGGCGUGUGGUACCAACUAUGGUAACCCAGAGGCUAUUGUCAUGAAACCUGGUUUAGUAAUGUUAGAGAAGAUAACAGAUCUACCCCGGAUCUGCUCCCAGUCCCCCUAUUGGAGCAGCACCUACCUCCAGAGUGACAGGAGUAUAUUUGUGGGAGUUAACGAGGACUCAGAAACAUCUGCUAUCACUAGAUUCGAUGUUAGCCAGUUCCUCCAGCUUAGUGCUGAUAGAGCAGUAACGACAAGUGAACUCUGGCUGAACAAAGCUAAGUUCGUCUCCUCGUUUGAACAUGGUGACUUUGUCUACUUUGUAAUGAGAGAACACAGUGAUGAUAAGUUCCGGGCUACGAUUGGUCGAGUCUGUAAAUCUGAUCCGGGAUACUCGGAUGAUCAGAGUGAAAUAGAGCGACUGUUCCUAUCCUUCACCAAGACCCACAUAACCUGUAAGAUGAGCGUAUCUCCACGACAAACCCUGGACUUCUCCGUCAUCAUCACUGCAACCUUCAACCCUACUACACAACAACUUUACGCAACCUUUACUCAGUAUCUUGAUGUAGACAUUGGAGGGUAUGCGGUAUGUGGGUUUAGUCUGGAGAGUAUAGACGCUAGCUUUGACGGGGAUUACCUGACCUUUAACGAGGCCGGACUUGAAGUCAGCGAACCUCUUGGUGAUAAAAUUAACUGUGUAGAUUACAGAACUCACCACGACGCUAGAAGUCUCUACACAACUAGUACCAUAGUCACUCAGACUACUCCCUUCCCCAUCUACUACGAGCUUAAGAAAUUUAUGACGGUGUUAUCUGAAACAGUAGGACAACACACAAUGCUCUAUGUCGGAACUAACACCGGAACAGUCGAGAAAGUUGUUAUUGCCCCGGAUAACAAACUUGUCCUAACUACUGAAUUCGUUAUUGCAGAACCCCAUGUACGAGUGAUGUCGAUGCAGUUUGCUAACUCCGGAAAUCGUGAUCUAGUGGUAUCCACAGAGAACUCAGUCUCCAAGUUUCCAGUGUCCAGAUGUAAGGCACAUCUCGAGUUGGACACUUGUAUAACGAUACAAGAUCCCCACUGUUGCUGGUGCCAGACCUCUCACUCUUGCUCUCAUAUAAAUGACUGUGAUCAAUGUGUAAACGACCCAGUUUCCGGGAGCGUACCGACAGCGUUUGGUCGACUAACCGACUAUAUCUGGGAGAAGGAGGGGCCUUGUGUGGCUGUUUGUGAUGAGUACGAGGAGGCCUGUAAUAGAGGAGAGAAAAUUAUCAAGUUCAUGCAGGUUUACCCUAAGAUAUUGGAGAUGAGAAGCGAAAGGGAGAACUGUACUUAUACUGGUGUUUGGAAGAGGACUGGGCCUAUCAGCGAUAAUGUUACUGAUGUUGAGAAUAUCACCACGAAAGAGGCCCGUUUCGGAACACUGUCCGACGAUGGUGGACUCUACAAGAUAUUGGCUCUGGUGUUCGGAUCUCUCUUCAUCGUUUCCAUUUUUAUAAUCGUUUUCCUUAUGUUCUACAAAGGUCGAAGUACAACUAAGAGUAAGAAUGAAUCUAAAAAGAGGAAAUCAUUCGCUGAUAGAACAAACUCUACUAAUAUCAUAUCCGAUAAGCCUAUAAGUUAUAUGACGAGUCCUAAAAAGAUUGACAACACCCCGAUGAUGCCAAUAAACAACAAUAUGAACAACAGCAUGAUAAUGCCACAAGAUCUGGACAAGUUAAACAACUCUCCCUACCGUAGUCACAUGACUCAAGAAGAUGAGAGGUUGUUACAGGUUAACAUAGCCUCCAGAGAUCCUACCGAGAAUAUGUACAGCGAUGUCCACGGGGCACAGACAUUGCCAAGGAAUUUUGGCAACAACCCAUCAGUGGACAGGAGAAAUCCCAACUUACCAAAUUAUAGUAUGACGCUUCAGCGUCAAAACAACCAAAAUAGAUUCAACUAUAACAACCCACCACAGCAGGAGUAUCCAAGGUUUGCACCUAACAUACUAUCCUGAAUCAGCAACCAUCCCGCCUAACGGCCCAUCAGAACGUUCCAGAUUUACUAAUUUAAGUUUGAGAAAUGUAUGCAAGACAGAAUGUCGCAAAUUCGAGCUGAAAAGUGUCGUGUGUUUCGAAGUUUUAAGGUGAAAGAAAUCAAUGUCUUCGUCCUCAAGCGAUCGUAUCGCAAGGAACGUAAAUCGAAGACAAGAGACUGAUUAAAUAAACUUUGUUGUAACAUUUGUAAAUAAUUAUUCUAUUUCACGGAAAAUAUUAUAUCUGCUAGAUUUGUUAUUUUUAUGCUAUUUUGAAGACAGCUACUAUACCACAUAGGUUUGAAUGGUGUGAUUGAAGAGCGUUAUUUUUCUGUGCUAUCGUGUUUUUACUAACUUAUGACGCAGUAGUCAUAUAUAUUUUUGUAUCCAUAAAUGUUUUUUGUUACAUAAUCGUUGACGGUUUAGGUUUAUGUAAUAUGUAACUUUAUUUCUCGGGGUAGUGCCGAUUUAAGAAUUUACCGGUUUUAAUGUCACAACGGAGGUUUGAUACUUCAGCGUGGUUUGAUGUUGUAUGAUAAGAAAUAUCUGCUCGAAGAACUUUCAUGGUAAACUUAAUCUUUAAUUUGAUGUAGGUUUUCCCAGUGUGGUUGGUUAUCCGAACUCGUAACUUUCUUUGUAUUUGUUAAUUCUUUACCGUUGACCCCAACUGGAGGUCCUUAAUAUCCUUUUGUAGAUUCCCUUACUAGGCUAAUAUCAUUUAGGUGUUAAAGAGUCUUGAAAUCGAUUUAAACUUCUGUCAAAAGUAUGGGCCUGACGAGUGACGGGUAACAAGAUGAAAAGCUGGUCGAAAAACUGGCUUAGUAACUGCAAUAUCCUAGAUCUAAUUCACAAUUCUAAUCCAGAGCCAUACCCAUAGGCAGUUCAAUAGUAUGAAUCGAUUUCGAAGACAACAAUUAAAGUAAAUCUGAUAAUCUUGGUACGGUUUGUGGAAUUGAUAUUGUGAUUGAACUACAAAUUUUUACUGCUAUUUAAACGCAA
Molecule: messenger RNA, 3423 nt
Organism: Bolinopsis microptera
Lineage: Eukaryota; Metazoa; Ctenophora; Tentaculata; Lobata; Bolinopsidae
Product: semaphorin-5B-like
Exons: 16
Coding region: 10-2406 (798 amino acids)
Biological process (GO): negative chemotaxis; axon guidance; semaphorin-plexin signaling pathway
Molecular function (GO): semaphorin receptor binding; chemorepellent activity
Source: RefSeq, a predicted model, not a curated record